AUGGCUGGCUACCACUCUUGGAACCAGACCAGGCUUUGGGAUGGGGUGGGCCCCUGGGGAGAGGGGCGGGGCGUGUGCCUGAAGACAGUGAGCAGGUUCACCCGCCGGCACACCUGGGGCAGGACAGGAGGUGGCAGUGGCUUCCCAUGGGCCCAGGUGACAGCACACGACAUGGUGUCCUGCCAUGGCUGGGAUGCUAGGUUGACCCCACCUUACUGGACACCCUCCCCCAGGGCACGAUCCUCCUCCCCCCCUCACACGGUGAUCUGCCGGGUCUGUCACCGUCCCAGGACAGCGGUCACUCACCGGGCGUCCCUGCCCUCAACAGAGACAGGCCCCAGGGUGUUGAGGACCUGGGAUGGGCACCCAGGGCAGGUGCUCUGUGAGUGGAUACGGGAAGCCUUCUGCGUCACCUUCUCCUGCUACGCAGCUGUCUCCUGCCUCUCGGUCUCCAUCACCUACCCCAGCACCAUCCAGCUCUCGGCUCACGGCCCCUGCCAGGCCCAAGUCAUCUCCACAACUGUACUCUCCUUCACGGCUUCCGUGGUUUAUGCCACUGAAGUGGCCUGUACUGGGACUGGCACUGGCACUUGGGUGCAUGGUGUCUCUGCAUUAUCUUUAAGCAGACCUCCCCAAGGGCAGAAAUACCUACUCACCCAGAAAGGCCUGGACUCUGUGACCAUCAUAGGCUACUUCCUCCACCUCCUGCAGCUGCUCUCCACCUGUGUGGCCUUCUCCCUGGUGGUCAGUGCCAGCGCUUGGAUUGAGGACUUAAAUAACUCAUCCGUGUUCAUCUGGUGCUUCUGCUUCACAGUGACCCUCAUCACCCUCAUAGUUGAGUUAUUGGAGUUGGACUCUGCUUUCUACUCCUGGGACAGCUUUCUCAUCAUUUAUGCCAGCUACUUCACCCUCUUCUGCCUCUCAACGUCCAUUGCCUAUUCCAUCAUCUACCUUCAGUUCAUCCCUGAUGGCUCCCCCAGGAACUACGCCAUUGCCACCACUGCAUUUUCCUGCAUCGCUUCUGUGGCUUAUGCCAUAGAAGUGGUCUGGACCUGUGUCCACACUGAGGCCGCCUCCUGCUCCUUUCCAGGCCUGCUCAAAAGGCUGGAGAAUUUUGUGGCUUGUGUCAUCUUCACCUUCAUCAGCAACCCCUCCCUGUACCAGCACCAUCUUGCCUUGAGGUGGUGUGUGGCCGUGUACUCCAUCUGCUCCAUCCUGGUGUCCGUGGCCAUCCUGGGACACAAGUGUGAAUGUGACAUAAGGCCACUCUUCACCUGUUUUGUGUGGCAGACCUUGCCCUCCACCCUCCUCUACUUCACUGCUGUGGUCCUCUGGCCUCUCUGUCAGUUCAACGAGGAGUUUGGAGGUCAGCCCCAGUGGUCCAGCAAUGCCACCUGCAGCAGUGGGAUCUUCAUGUGUGUCUGGGACCAACGACUGGCUGUGGCCAUCCUGACAGCCAUCAACCUGCUGAUUUACGUGGUUGACCUCGUGUACUCCAUCGACCUGUUUUGUGUUAGUUAA
Phacochoerus africanus (Common warthog) is the source of this 1521-nucleotide messenger RNA. Its product is annotated as myeloid-associated differentiation marker-like. The record is from RefSeq and is a predicted model, not a curated record. Gene Ontology annotation, cellular component: cell-cell junction; plasma membrane. The coding region runs from base 1 to 1521 and encodes 506 amino acids. NCBI's taxonomy places the organism in Eukaryota, Metazoa, Chordata, Mammalia, Artiodactyla, Suidae. The transcript is spliced from 5 exons.